UUCAAUGUAAAGAGCUGUAUGAAUAAAGUGUGAUUAAUUGAUCAACGUUUGUGGGAUUUUGGCUCUGUUGGAUCAAAUUGAAGGUCUUAUUGAGAAUGUCCGUAGAACUGACCACUGUGGCCUUUUCUUCUCAGCGGGAGGUCCGGCUGAAUCCAGACCCAGCACGCUGCUGGAUGUGGCCCAGGCGUUAGGCCUCUCUGUUGGGCAGAUGGGGCCUGAGGGAUCUGGGACAGGACUCACGUCUGAUGUGGAGCUGUGCAGUGAAGCCCCCAUCAACGGACUGACCGCCCUCAGCAACGGGACUACACUGAUAUUCAAAGGUAAGCUGUCUGAUUAUCAGCUGGGGAUUUCACUAAUUGUGGAUAGCGUGAGUAAUGUGUGUGUGUGUCCUUCAGGUGAGUUAUUUUGGGCGGUUGACUCCAUCAGAGGCUCCAUUGGUCCUCCACAAAACAUCACAGAGACCCUGGGGGUCCCAUCUCCCAUCGAUACGGUCUUCACACGAAUCAACUGCAACAGAAACACCUAUAUCAUCAAGGGAGAGCAAUGCUGGCGUCUGGAUGAGAACCUGGUGAUGGAGCCUGGCUACCCCAAACCUUUAAGCUCCGAGUUCCCAGGUCUGACGGGACGCAUCAGUGCUGCUCUGGUGGUGCCGGCUAGCAGGAGCACACCAGAGACCGUGUUCUUCUUCAAGACAGGAGACGUAAUGCAGAGGUUCACCUUCCUGCCAGGCAGCACUGCUUCCUGCGGCGACAAACCGAGGAGCUCCAUGCAGAAAAACGUCGCCCAACAGGCUGACGUUCUUCUGAGUGGGGAGAUCAACAUCAAAGUUUCUCUGACGGGCUUCCCCACCCCGGUCACCUCGGCUCUGUCCGCGCCCGUUCCCCAGAGCACCAACCAGUACCAACACUUUGUCUUCUCGGGACCUCUCUAUUUCAGAGUCCAGAUCACAGGAGGGCUGCCAGCUCUGGCCAAACCCGAAGCCCCCGCCACCCUCACCCCCCUACCCGUCCCCAUCCUCAGCCCUCUGCUCUCAGCCACCAACCCGGCAGGUCAAAGCCAGAACCCUUCCCACCCGGCCAACUCCAUCAGGUUCUGGCUGCGCUGUCCAUAG
This is a messenger RNA of Fundulus heteroclitus (mummichog), 1111 nucleotides long. It is a transcript of the gene prg4a, whose product is annotated as proteoglycan 4a. Lineage: Eukaryota; Metazoa; Chordata; Actinopteri; Cyprinodontiformes; Fundulidae. Bases 209 to 1111 code for a protein of 300 amino acids. The transcript has 6 exons. The record is from RefSeq and is a predicted model, not a curated record.